GUAAGUGAUCUAUCAGAUGAGUUGUAUUAGAAAGCAUAUAUUGAAAAGCAAAACAUAUUAUUUAGAAGUACAUGAUGAUUAAAUGAUUUUGAGUGAAGUAAUUAAAAAUAAAUAAGUAUUAAGCAAAAAAAUAUGUAAAAUGCAAAGUAUACAGUAUAAUAUAUAUGGGAAACAAAGGUUAUGUGGAAGAUAUCUGAUAAUGAAGAAUUAUGUUCAUUUGGGAUAUAUUAUAAUAAUCGAAUUAAAUGGUUUGAUUCAGAUCACAAUUCAUUAAACUUACUAAAAAUACACUUGUCUGGCAAAGUGUUUUUUGGGAACAUUUCAAUAUUUUAUGAUUCAAAUCAAAUAAUAGGUUAGGGAGCAUCUUCUAAAGUUUGUUUGGUUAAAUGUAAAAAGAGUAUUUCACAUUAUGCAGCUAAAUGCAUUUCUAAGAAAUAUUUAUAACAAAAAAAAUCAAACGAUAGAAUUGUAUGAAUUUAUUAUUAAUUUUUAGAAUAGAUUACAAUAAGAAAUAUAAAUUUUAUAGAGAAUAGAUCAUCCAAGUUUUGUUAAAUUAUAUGAAAUCUAUUAAGGAGAGAAUUCUUAUUAUAUAGUAACAGAUUAUUUGGAAGGAGAUACUCUAUAUAAUUAUAUUAAAUCAUAUCCAGAUGAUUAAUUGCCUUAAAAUUAAAUAAGAGAAGUUAUUAAGGUAAAUCUAAUUAUUAUUUUAUUAGAUUAUUAUGACAGCUUUGAAUUAUUUAGAUUCUAUUAAUAUAAUUCACAGAGAUAUCAAAUUGGAAAAUAUAUUAUUACAAAAACCAAAUGAUAUUACAUCUAUUAAAAUUAUUGAUUUUGGAUUAGCAAUAUACAAAUAACAAUUCCAAAAAUUAAGUGUUUGUGGAACACCUGGAUAUAUUGCUCCUGAGAUUUUAAAUAAUAGUAAUAGCUAAGACUAUUUUACUGAAAAAUGUGAUAUCUUUAGUGCAGGUGUUAUAUUUUAUAAAUUGUAAUUAAUAAAUUUAAUAUUUAUAAAAGAUUAACAAGGAAAACCUUAUUUAGAGCAUAAAAUACUUAAGAAAUAAUGGAAAAAAAUAAAAAAUGUGAGAUUAAUUUUUAAGAAUUUGAAUAUAAGUUAUAGAAGGAAGCAUUAAGUUUAUUGAAAGGAAUGUUAGAUUUAGAUCCAAAGACUAGAUAUUCAGCAUAAUAAUGUUUAGAUCAUCCUUAUUUCAGUUGUAAAUUAGAAAAUAUAAACAUUUUGUAAGAAAUCCUUGAUAAAGCCACUGGAUUUUCAGGAAUUACCUAAAUUAGUAUAUAUUAUUAUUAUACAAUAUAGUUGAUUAAAGAGAUACACAAUCAAUUGGGUAAGAAUGUUAAGCUGCUUAAAUUAAAAGAUGUAAUCCAACAUCUUAUAAAAUUAGAAUGGAAUAACGUAAAAGAACUAAAAGUCCUAGAAAGUAUGCUGAUUUUCAAUUCUAUUAUCCUUCAUUUUGUUAAUUCAAUUCUUAUGAAAGUCUUAGCAGUAAAGUAUCAUCUCAUAAUAUAUCUUAAAUUGAAAAUUUUAUUAAUGAUAAACUUGAUUCUGUUAUUGAGGAAUACGAGAAACAAUAUGUACAUAAUAUAUGA
This is a messenger RNA of Paramecium sonneborni, 1602 nucleotides long. The record is from the annotation of a GenBank genome assembly. Lineage: Eukaryota; Ciliophora; Oligohymenophorea; Peniculida; Parameciidae.